UGCAAAAGGCGAUGGAGCCGUCAAACGUUUUUCAGACUUGAAGAGGUUAGCUAGCUAACUAUCUGGCAGCCUUCAAGUAGAGGGGAAACUAUGAAAGACCGUUGGGUUGCCAUGACGAGCGAGGAGGAGGAGGGCCCCAGCGUUGCAACAUCAACAACAACGACACCGUCAGUGGCAGCUAUCUCAAGGGUAACAACCGCCAUAGCUAGGGGCGAUAGAGAUGAUGCCGUCACUUCUUCCUCCCCCCGCAGACCCUCCCCGCGCCACCUCCCAUGUCCCAAGGAAAAGGAAGAGAAAGAGGAGAAAAUAGAAGAGGAAGGGAUUAUACAAGAAGAAAUGAUUGAGAAGGAGGAGGAGGAGGAGGUGGUGGAAUGUGAGGGGGAUGAUUACGAUGAUGAAGAUGACGGCAGCAGUGAUACCAGUGUGUUGGUAGUGCCCUACCCUGAUCUGGUACCUGUGGUCUUCUUCUGCCUCAAGCAGACAACCUGCCCUCGCAGCUGGUGCAUCCGCAUGGUCUCCAGCCCAUGGUUUGAACGUGUCAGUAUGAUGGUGAUCCUGUUGAACUGCGUGACCCUGGGAAUGUACCAGCCCUGCGAGAACAUCGACUGCUCCUCAGACCGAUGCCAAAUUCUACAGGCCUUUGAUGCAUUCAUCUACAUCUUCUUUGCUCUGGAGAUGGUUGUAAAGAUGGUCGCCCUGGGAAUCUUUGGUCGACGCUGUUACCUCGGGGACACGUGGAACCGACUGGAUUUCUUUAUCGUCAUGGCAGGGAUGAUUGAAUACUCUCUGGACCUACAGAACAUCAACUUCACUGCCAUUAGAACAGUGAGGGUACUUCGGCCUCUCAAAGCAAUUAACAGGGUGCCAAGCAUGCGUAUCCUGGUCAACCUGUUGCUGGACACCCUGCCCAUGCUGGGUAACGUCCUCCUCCUCUGCUUCUUUGUCUUCUUCAUCUUUGGCAUCAUCGGGGUGCAGCUGUGGGCGGGGCUGCUGAGGAACCGCUGCUACCUGGAGGAGAACUUCACGCUCACUACAGGCAUCAGUCUGCCUCGGCCCUACUACAUGGCUGACGAGGAUGACGAGCGGCCCUUCAUCUGCUCCCUGCCAGUUGACAAUGGGAUCAUGUCCUGCUCCGACGUUCCGGCUCGCCGCGAGGGAGGCAGGACGUGCUGCCUGGACAAAGAUGACGCCCUCUACCGCCAAUCACUGGGCCUGAGCCCCGAGCCUCUGGCCAAUGGCAGCGUCAGUGUGGCGGGGCUCUGUGUCAACUGGAACCAGUACUACACCAGGUGUCAUACUGGGCACAGCAACCCCCACAAAGGAGCCAUUAACUUUGACAACAUUGCCUAUGCCUGGAUUGUCAUCUUUCAGGUCAUCACUCUGGAGGGCUGGGUGGAGAUCAUGUACUAUGUGAUGGAUGCACACUCGUUCUACAACUUCAUCUACUUCAUCUUACUGAUUAUUGUUGGUUCCUUCUUCAUGAUCAACCUGUGCCUGGUCGUCAUUGCCACCCAGUUCUCAGAGACCAAGCAGAGAGAGCAUCAGCUGAUGCAGGAGCAGCGAGCACAGUGUUCGUCCUCCUCGACCCUUGCCAGUGAACCCGGGGACUGUUACGAGGAGCUCUUCCAGCUGGUCUGCCACGUUCUCCGCAAGGCCAGGAGACAAACGGUCGCCCUUUUCAACACCCUGCGGGGCAAACCGCGCGGCUUUCGGGGUGUCGGAAGAGGUAGAGGAGGAGCGGGGAAGGAGAAGAAGGCCAAUGGACGAGGAGGCCGUGGGAGGAAAGCGGUAUUGAGGCACGGUCCUCCCUGUCCCCACCGUAAUAAACCUGACCAUACUUCACCCUCUGAGCCCAUGGCCCUCACCGCCACCUCUGCCUCUGACGGUUGCCCUCAGUGUGCCGCGGCCCCCUCCCUCAGUGACGGUGUUGGACCAGUUCGCAGUGCAGCCAGCGGGGAAGCAGAGGAGGCAGCUGUGGAGGAAACGGACCGGGAGGGGGCACAAUCUAGUGCUAACGAGAAGGGCGAGAAAGGCCAGGAUGGUGCAGGGUGCCAUGAGGGUUGUAGUCCUAAGAAGCGAUGCAAGGAGCUGUGGUGCGAGAUGAGGAGGAAGCUGUGGGGCAUCGUGGAGAGCAAGUACUUCAACCGAGGUAUCAUGAUCGCCAUCCUGAUCAACACCAUCAGUAUGGGCAUUGAGCACCACGAGCAGCCAGAGGAGCUCACUAACAUUCUGGAGAUCUGCAACAUCGUCUUCACCAGUAUGUUCUCCUUGGAGAUGAUCCUCAAACUAACAGCUUUCGGUUCUUUCAACUACCUGCGAAACCCCUACAAUGUCUUUGAUGGAGUCAUCGUCAUCAUAAGUGUAUGUGAGAUCGUCGGCCAGUCUGAUGGCGGUUUGUCUGUGCUGAGGACCUUCAGGCUGCUGAGGGUGCUGAAGCUGGUGAGGUUCAUGCCAGCUCUGAGGAGACAGCUGGUGGUCCUCAUGAAGACCAUGGACAACGUGGCCACCUUCUGCAUGCUGCUCAUGCUUUUCAUCUUCAUCUUCAGUAUCCUGGGGAUGCACAUCUUUGGCUGUAAAUUCAGUCUUAAGACAGAGACUGGUGAUACAGUACCAGACAGGAAGAACUUUGACUCCCUCCUCUGGGCCAUUGUCACUGUUUUCCAGAUUCUGACCCAGGAGGACUGGAAUGCUGUUUUAUACAAUGGUAUGGCAGCUACUUCACCACUUGCCGCUCUUUACUUUGUGGCCCUCAUGACCUUUGGAAACUACGUCCUCUUCAACCUGCUGGUGGCCAUCUUGGUUGAAGGCUUUCAGGCAGAGGGUGAUGCCAAUCGUUCUUAUUCGGACGACGACCGCUCCUCUUCCAACUUUGACGAGAGCGAGAAACAUGACUCCAUCAAGCUAUCUGACCCCAGGAUCUGCACCUUGACACCCAACGGCCACCUGGAGCUGGGUGCUCUUUCGGGACCCAGGGGAUCCUAUUCCUCAGAGAGGCGGAGCUUUACCAUCGAGUCCAGAAAGAACAGCGUGAUGAGCCUGGGCAAAAGCAGCCUGGAGAGACGCUCCCUCUCGCUGCGCCACGGCCGUAGUUCCAACUACCACAACUGGGGACGCCCUUUCACUCCACAGUCUGCAUGGAGCCGCAGGUCCAGCUCAAACAGCCUGGGCCGGAGGAGCUAUGGGUUUGGGGGGGCUCCUCUGGUAGGAGGCAGCCUCCGUGUGCACAGCACUCGCUCCCCCAAAUCCUACACCUAUGCCGCUGAGCAGGAGUCCCUUCUCUCCCACCCAUCCCACUCCCAUCAUCCUCUGCCGCCUCAUCAUCCACUUCCACCCCCACUGUUCCUCUCCAGACACUUUGCUGCAAGGAGGGAUCGACGGGCUCUCUCCCUGGAGCUCCCAGAGCUGCUUCGGGCAGGCGGACAGCCCCUGGGCCUGCACCCCGUCCACACAGACCCUGGGAGGAGGAGUGGGUCCGGGGCAAGGGGAUCCAUCACUGGAGGGUCAGGGGCUGGUAGUGGUUUAGGAGUGGACCAUCGGGACUGUAAUGGCAAGGCGCCCGGUCCCCACACCCAGCUGAUGGCUGAGGUUUUCCCUCAAGUCAACGCACGCAAGGACAGAGGGGACCUCGAUGAAGAGACGGACUAUAGUCUGUGCUUCCGUAUCCAGAAGAUGAUGGAGGUUUACAAGCCAGACUGGUGUGAAACCAGAGAGGAGUGGUCUGUCUACCUCUUCUCCCCUCAGAACAAGUUCAGACUGCUCUGCCAGUCCAUUAUCGCCCAUAAGCUCUUUGACUACGUGGUCCUGGCUUUCAUCUUUCUCAACUGCAUCACAGUGGCUCUCGAGAGGCCGAAGAUCCUGCAAGGCAGCCUGGAAAGACUGUUUCUCACCAUUUCCAACUACAUCUUUACUGCCAUUUUUGUUGCGGAGAUGACUGUCAAGGUGGUGUCCAUGGGUCUGUACCUGGGGGAGACGGCCUAUCUUAGGAGCAGCUGGAACAUUCUAGACGGGUUCCUGGUCUUCGUCUCUUUGAUUGACAUUGUGGUGUCCAUGGCGGGCGGAGCUAAGAUCCUGGGCGUGCUGCGUGUUCUCAGGUUGCUCAGGACACUACGCCCCCUUAGGGUGAUCAGCAGGGCUCCAGGGCUAAAGCUGGUAGUUGAGACCCUCAUCACGUCCCUCAAACCCAUUGGCAACAUUGUCCUCAUCUGCUGCGCCUUCUUCAUUAUCUUUGGCAUCCUUGGGGUUCAGCUCUUCAAAGGCAAAUUCUACUACUGUGUGGGUUUCGAUGUGAAGAACAUCACUAACAAAUCCGACUGUCUUGCUGCCAACUAUCGAUGGAUUCACCACAAAUACAACUUUGACAACCUUGGACAGGCUCUGAUGUCCCUGUUUGUGCUGGCAUCCAAAGAUGGGUGGGUCAACAUCAUGUACCAUGGCCUGGAUGCAGUGGGAAUUGACCAGCAGCCCAUGACCAACAACAAUCCGUGGAUGCUGCUCUACUUCAUCUCCUUCCUCCUGAUCGUCAGUUUCUUUGUCCUCAAUAUGUUCGUGGGCGUGGUGGUGGAGAACUUCCACAAGUGUCGGCAGCACCAAGAGGUGGAGGAGGCCAGGCGCCGCGAGGAGAAACGCCAGCGCCGCAUGGAGAAGAAGAGAAGAAAGGCCCAGAAGCUGCCCUACUACGCAUCCUACGGCCGUGCUCGCCUGGCGAUCCACACUCUGUGUACCAGCCACUAUCUGGAUUUGGUCAUCACCUUCAUCAUCUGCAUCAAUGUCAUCACCAUGUCUCUGGAACACUACAGCCAACCGCAGUCUCUGGAGACUGCACUGAAGUACUGCAACUACUUCUUCACCUCCACCUUUGUGAUCGAGGCCUCUCUGAAACUGGUGGCCUUUGGCUUUCGACGCUUCUUCAAGGACAGGUGGAACCAGUUGGACCUGGCCAUUGUGCUGCUGUCAGUGAUGGGCAUCACCCUGGAGGAGAUUGAGAUCAACGCCUCUCUCCCCAUCAACCCCACCAUCAUCAGGAUCAUGAGGGUGCUCAGGAUAGCACGAGUGUUGAAGUUGUUGAAAAUGGCAACUGGGAUGAGAGCUCUGCUAGACACGGUGGUCCAGGCCCUUCCUCAGGUGGGAAAUCUUGGUCUGCUCUUUAUGUUGCUGUUCUUCAUCUACGCUGCUCUGGGAGUGGAGCUGUUUGGAGAGCUGGUGUGCAACGCUGACUACCCCUGUGAGGGAAUGAGCCGCCACGCCACCUUUGAAAACUUUGGAAUGGCCUUCCUCACUCUCUUCCAGGUUUCUACCGGUGACAACUGGAAUGGCAUCAUGAAGGACACGCUAAGGGAGUGCCCUCCAGGCCGUCCGGGCAGUGACUACGGCUGCCACGCUGGACUACAGUUCAUCUCUCCAAUGUAUUUCGUGUCCUUCGUGCUCACGGCUCAGUUUGUUCUGAUAAACGUGGUUGUGGCCGUGCUCAUGAAGCACCUGGACGACUCCAACAAGGAGGCGCAGGAGGACGCCGAGAUGGACGCUGAGAUUGAGCUGGAGCUGGCUCAGGGAGGCCUCUGCUGCAUGAUGGGAGGCAUCGGAGCCAUCGCCGGGGCCACGAGCGGCGCUGCGAGUGGGGCAAGCGUGGGCGGAGGAGUGCCUGGCGCGAUUACAGCAGGGACAGUUGGGGGUCCAAUUGGUGGGGUGAUGGCACCGCUGCGAGAUGGAGGAGGAGGCGGUGCCCCCCAUGAGGGACACACAAACCAUCAAUGUCGGCUCUACUCUCUUGCUCAGGAGAGCCAGUGGCUGGACAGUGUGUCUCUGCUGAUUAAGGAUUCGUUGGAAGGGGACAUGAUUGACAACCUCUCCGGCUCAGUCUUCCACCACUACUGCUCUCCUCCUGUCUGCAAGGACUGUAAGAGUCACCCACAAGAGAUCCGAUUGGCAGAGGUGGAGCAGGCAUCUCUGAUGUCAGAGCAGCUGUCGGACAAGUCAUCGUCUCCGGCGCUGCCUGAUGACCUCAGCCUGGACGAACACAGCAGCUACCAGCUGCUGGUCAGAGACAGCCAGAGGGGCAGCAGUGAUUCCCACAGUUCGGGGGAGUUGCCUACUCAGGGGGGCUACAGAGGGCUUCGUACCUCCAGCUCAGGAAGCGAUGAGGGGGUCCAGGAGUUGUUUGAGGUGGGCAUCCAUCCUCAGUUGAAUCCUCCAUCGCUGGAGCAGCAAAGCCUGGCACAUUGCCCAGACUUCUUCCACCCAGCUGUCGCCGCUCAUCCGGGCAGUCCUGGGAACAGUGUUAGCCCAGGAGACAGGGGGCCAGCCACGUUAGCCUCUCCAGCCUCCUGGGCCUCCCUUCGCUCACCUGGAGCCAACAGCAGGCCCCUGAGCUCUCAGCAACCGUCCCACAGUGACUCCUCCCUGGCCACGGGCAGUUCAGAGGGCAGCCUGCAGACCACUCUAGAAGAAGGCCUCAGCUUCAGUGUCUCCCCGCCUCGGGAUAUGGAUCUUCCUGUCCCUCUCCUCUGCCCUCUCCCCAGCCACCAGUUACAUCCCCAGGUACCAGCCACAGGAGACCAGGGCAACCCUUUACUAAAGAGACGCAGUACUACUUUUACCCUCCAAGCCACCAGGGGGCGCCAGAGGAGCCAGAGCAGCUGCCGCGGUGGCAGCACCAGCCCCGGCUGUCCCCGGCAAGACUCCAUGGACCCUUCCGAUGAGGAUGUGGGCACGGGGACAGGCGGAGAUGGCUGCCGCCAGACCUUUAAAAGCGAACACUUGUCAGAGACACUGAACAGCCUUUCACUGACGUCCCUGCUCUCCCCUGGCUCUCUGGUACCCCCGCUGGUGAAGAAAUGUAACAGCACAGGCUCUCUUGACCAAACCAAUCUAUCGGCCCGGAGUAAGGACGGACGCCACGUCUAUGGCAUAGAUGCUCACGGUUACUUGCCCAAACCCUGGAUGGAAGGAAGGGCGAGAGGUAAGGAGGAGGACAGUGACAUCACAGGCUUCAGCAUGAAAAGCAGCAGCCGACCCACAGACACAACCUCCAGGAAAAACAGAUGAAACACUUGUUGCCUCUCUGUAGUGGAACUCUUCAUCCAUUUGCAUUUCUGGACCUUCAAAAGAACAGAGAGAGACUUUUAAUACAGUGUCAUGUGAACCCAAUUUUGAAAUUCUCUCUUAUCUUUGAAUCGUCUGUUCUCUCUCUUUCCUCCUUGGAUCUGGCUGCUUGGGGUCAGUCGUUCCUCAGAAGAUUACAGUUUCUUCUGAGUUUUGACAUCCUCUCUUUUCCACAGGAUAUGUCGUCGCUGUUCGGAAGGACUUAAUGAUAACGACAAGGGGCUUAGCCUUUUAGAAUAACCAGGAUUCAGCCUUGCAGGCCCGGGCUUUACAUUUGAGCCAUGCUGAAACACUGAAUAUUUAGAAAGCCAUUAAAGAGACA
Xiphias gladius (swordfish) is the source of this 7420-nucleotide messenger RNA. RefSeq names its product voltage-dependent T-type calcium channel subunit alpha-1I-like. Gene Ontology annotation, cellular component: neuron projection; voltage-gated calcium channel complex; voltage-gated sodium channel complex. Lineage: Eukaryota; Metazoa; Chordata; Actinopteri; Istiophoriformes; Xiphiidae. Gene Ontology annotation, molecular function: low voltage-gated calcium channel activity; voltage-gated sodium channel activity. The transcript has 38 exons. Gene Ontology annotation, biological process: membrane depolarization during action potential; positive regulation of calcium ion-dependent exocytosis; sodium ion transmembrane transport. The record is from RefSeq and is a predicted model, not a curated record. Bases 91 to 7041 code for a protein of 2316 amino acids.